This is a messenger RNA of Octopus sinensis (East Asian common octopus), 2750 nucleotides long. RefSeq lists its product as uncharacterized. The coding region runs from base 358 to 2559 and encodes 733 amino acids. The transcript is spliced from 2 exons. Lineage: Eukaryota; Metazoa; Mollusca; Cephalopoda; Octopoda; Octopodidae. The record is from RefSeq and is a predicted model, not a curated record.
GUAUAAUUUCAAAGUCUCUGUGAGUUUUACUGUGAGCAAUACUUGAUAUUAAUCGAGUGUGAGGCGUCGAGCUGGCGGAAUUGUUUGCACGUCUGGUGAAAUGUUUUGCGGCGUUUCAUCUGUCUGUACGUCAGGAGUUCAAAUUUGCCUUUCAUCAUUUCAAGGUCGAUCAGUCAAGCACUGUGGUCGUUACAAACGAGUGACAGCCUCGCCCGAAGUUGCUGGCCUUGUGCCAAAUUUUGAAACCGAUAUAAUAAUUACAAUCACUUUUAUUACUGCUUCGCUGGUUUAGGAUGUUUACCCAGACCGAACGUAAACAGUCUGACGACUUCCCUGUCAAUUAAGCGAAAACGAAAUAUGGCUGCCAUGCAGAUGACGAUAACAACAAGCAGUUCACUUUUCCUUGUGAUUACUUUUAUUGUCGUUCUAAUAUCACUAAACAUAGAAGCGAAGGAACUUGGAAAUAACUGUGAAAUUAAGAUUUCUCCCAAUGUCCAUAAGAUUUUAUCUCGUUUAGUAAGAUCAGACAAAAAGGUUUUCAAUUUCGAUGUCCAUUUAUCCGAUAAAAGGCUUGAUGACCUUCUGAAACCCGUACGAAUGGAUUAUUUCGCAAACGCGAGACAAUUUACCUGGAUUCCAGAGGAACCAGAUGGUUUAAUAGCGUAUAAGAAUUUCUAUUAUGAUUUUUCAAUGCACUCUUUCAAUGUAUUAGGAGCUUACAUUGCUACUCUGAGGGUUGAUAUCGAUAUAAAUUGUGGGAAACAAAAUAUUCAGAGACAUGAUUUACUAUAUUUGAUUUUCCAGGAAUUGAAAAUAAUCGCAGUGAUCGAUACAUUAAAAAUAGGAGAAUCUGGUUACAUGUGUUUUCUAAUAAAUUUAUCUCAGGACAUGAAGAAGAACAGCCCUGAGUCAUUAAAAGCUAACAGAAGAAUCGGUUUAAAUAGAGAGUUGGUGAAGAACUAUUGCUGUAAACUCUAUAAAAAUGAAAGCUUUGUUUAUCACCCAAAAUCAAUUUGUUCUGGAAAUAUCAUGGAAAAUAGUAUGUUUCUCAAUUAUGCAAAUAUCGUCGGAACUGUUGUAUGGGCAUAUUUUCCCUUAAUUAUUAGUGUUCUUUCACUAACGAAAUCACCUUCAUUUCCCCAUCAAAACACAUUGCCAUACAGAUUAGAAUGGAUUAACCAAAACCAUAAUACUUACAAUUGCCCUCAUUUUCUGUCUUGGUUAUUUUGCUUUCAUCAUUCCACUUUCUUGGCCUCAAAAUUAAGAAGAUUCUUUUUUAUUCUAUCUUCUCUUUCAAUAAUUUUCCUGGAUCUUUUGAUGCAUUACUUCUGUUUAUAUGAAACAAUAGAGAUAUUUUUCCAAGAUGGUAUACCAUUGGGACAUCGCGCCUUAAUAUUAGGAAUAUCAGAAAGUUAUGAGAAUACAGAUGGCUUUUUUGGCGGUCCCUUUGUAUGGUUAAUCUGUUACGUAUGUUUCUAUUUCAUCCUCUUCGUUCUUCCCAGUCGAGCAAGUGAGACUAUCGCUUAUAAUACAUUACAUCAAGGAUCCACUUUCACGUUUCUCAUUCAAAAUAUGAGUUUAUUACAGAAGUAUGGCAAUUUAAAUGUUUCUACACUACAGGAUUAUGAUCUACUCUAUGCAGUAAUGAAAGCUAAUAUUUCUCUAGCUCUAAACCCAAAUUUCUGGUAUCUAAUAAUCCAUACUUGGAUUAAUCGUAUAAAGAAAAUUUGGUUAUAUUACUACAGGAGAAAUAUUUUCUGGAAAUUCAUUACACUUUGGCUCUUUGUUUCCAUUACAAUUUUAUUUGCUGUAUUUUCUGUCUGCGAAUUAUUUCUGUGCCUCGUUUAUUAUGGAAUCCCAAUUAUGUAUCUGAUUUUAACUUUACCUUUCAGCUAUUUUAAAUUUUAUAUCUUCUCACUCUGUAGGAACAAGAAUCGUAUUUUUAAGAUUACUGCUGUAUUUUUUACUUGUCUAUUGCUUCCAUUGUAUUUUUUAUGGACUCUCGUUACAAUCUAUAUAUUUCUUACAAGUUUUCACAUCUUAUGCUACUACAUAUUUACGAUUGCGGUUGCAGUUCUUGCUGAACCUGAUAAUGUCGGGGACGUAUGGUUUGUUGCCAUGUUUUUCGUCUAUAGUGUUGCAAUUGUGAACGCCAUCAUAAAGCAUUAUGACUCAAUAAUAGUUCAGUCUAUAAAACUCACCAAAGCUGUUUGUCCAAGUUUGAUUCAGUCAAGCUAUGGAGAGGAAUUCAUAAAUGCCAAGCUGUUCAAGACAAUUGUUAACCAUCAUUUUCCAUUGAGAUACGAGAUUGGUAAAUCCAUUAUAAAACUGUUUCUCAUCGUAUCUUUUUUCUUUGCUUGCAACAAUAUAAUAAGUCGAGAAGACUUGGACUUAUCAGCGUUCACAAGGAUUACUUUGAUAUUGAUGACGUCUAUGAUACCUACAUUAUUGUCUAUAAUAAACACAAACCGUAGAUUAGCAGUAACCAUGUUAGAUAAUAUUAUCGAAACAAUUAAUGUAUAUGCCGGAGACGUUAUCAAGUUAUUUGAUAUUCUUUAAUAAAAGAUGACGCCUGUUGACCUAGAAAUACCUGUUACAACUAUCCUGUAUCCACCCCACCCCCACGCAAGCCAUUUAAAUGUAUAAUCUCAAAGAAUAUUUGAUUGCUUAAUCUUAUCUUUCUGCCUGAUUUAAUUCAGAUUUUUGUUUAUUUCGUUUCGAAUCAAAUAAAGAAUUCAUUUGGAUAUCUA